CGUUGUUGUAGUGUUCCUCAAGUUGUUAAGUAAGAAAUAUCGAAAAAGGCGGUUCCUUCGUAUUCGUAGUCUUUCGCUUCGGAACGAACGUUGCACGAAAACACCGCGCUUAUAAAUGAAUUUAUAUUUCUCAUUGUCUUAAGAAUAAAUAUUUCCUAAACAACAAUUGACUGAUUUUUUUUGUUUGCAUCAAAUAAAAACACGAACUUUAUAACGAACUUGUGUGAACAACUUUAAGGUCUAACUUAAAUCGCGCGCUAUUGUCUGACGAUUUUCAGUUUUAAAUCCAUCAAGGUGUGGUCGGCAUAACAUUCAGUAACAUUUUUUGAGGUCUUUUCUCUUUUGAGCUGUUGUACAGAGUACAGCCUUUUCAGCAGCAGACAUCAUUAAAACAGGAAGACCUGCUUUGCUAAAUUUGAAAUAACAAAUCACCCUAUAAACAAAAAUUCACCCAAAGAAAUUUCAAAAAAAAAUACCUACAACGAAAAGAAAUAUGCCUACAUACAUCUAAUAAUUUUUGUGUGUUUUAUGUCGCAUAAUUCAUCUUCCCCCAAAAACCAAAGAUAGAAAUAUUAAGUCAAACGUUUAUUAUUGCUUAGUUGGGUCGUGUGCGGAAAAAUCAGUGCAACUCGGAGUGCAUCACUGCUGGCCAUAUUAAUAGUGAACCAUCGCCGGGCGAUUGUAUACCUGCCUAACUUUCUUUGUGUGUAAACUGCAGAGUCUUAAAUGUUUUUCUGACCUAAAAUAACCUUUGGAAAUUACAUAAAUUCGAGUUGAAGCUGUCACUAAUGAUAUUUUGAUCGUGGCGACAUAUUAAUCGAUCGAUCGAGCAAGCGAGUGUCUCCGGAGUGUUUGCGAGACCUAAGAAGUGCGAAAUUUUUCAUUGUAACCGGAAAAAAGGCAACAUUUUAAUUUAUCAUACAAAAUGUCGAAGUCUCCUCACCUGGAUGAUUCUUUGUUCGUGCGACAAGCGCGCCCUUUCCACCUUGGCAAAUUCCUUUACAAUUCAGAAGAGGGAACUGUCAUGAACCGUGACAGAACUUCAUGGGCGAAAAUCGGCAUUUUCUAUUUUAUAUUCUAUGGAGUUUUAGCUGCUCUAGUUGCCAUCUGUAUGUGGGUAUUCCAUCAGACCUUAGAUUUAACCGAACCAAAAUGGAAGCUUGAAGAAUCAAUAAUUGGAACAAAUCCAGGUCUCGGUUUCAGACCAUUGCCACCAGAGGAAAAUGUAGAGAGCACAUUAAUUUGGUACAAAGGUACUCAAUAUGAAAACUACAAACACUGGACAGAUUCGCUUAAUGAAUUCUUAGAUGUUUACAAAGUACCUGGUCUUAAACCAGGAAGAGGUGAAAAUAUUUUCAACUGUGAUUACAAUCGACCACCGCCACCUGGACAUGUUUGUGAUGUUGAUAUUAAAAGCUGGGAUCCAUGUACUAAGGAAAAUAAUUACAGCUAUCACAAAAGUGCCCCAUGUGUCUUUUUGAAAUUGAAUAAAAUAUUCGGUUGGGUUCCACAAUUCUAUAAUGCUACAACUGAAUUACCCGCAAAAAUGCCAGAGAACUUAAAAUCUUAUAUAGGACAAAUUCAAAAAGAAGAUGCAAAGAAGCUGAAUACCAUUUGGGUAUCAUGUGAAGGUGAAAAUCCAGCUGAUCAAGAAAAUAUUGGUCAAAUUGAUUAUCAACCGAUGCAAGGAUUUCCUGGAUUUUUCUUUCCAUACACAAAUGCCAAGGGCUAUCUGAGUCCUCUUGUAGCUGUCCAUUUCCAGCGACCAAAGCGAGGAAUCAUCAUCAAUGUUGAAUGCAAGGCAUGGGCUAAAAAUAUUCGUUAUGAUCGCAAAGAAAGAAUGGGAUCUGUACACUUUGAACUUCUAAUUGAUUAAUAACACUUUUAAGUUAUAUUUCUCAUCAGACUUGAGUAAUAGAUUAAAACAAAACAACAGACAAAAAACCAUCGUGAAUGCUUCUUUCUAUAAAAAUUUAAAAUAAUAAUAAUGUAUUUUAUAUAAUAAUCUAUGUAGAAAUCUCCUCCUGCCUCUUCACAUAUUAUGUAUUUCUCUGUCCAUUGCAGAAUCUGUUUUGAAAAUAUUCUUAAUGUCAAAAUGAAUAAUAUAUAUAAUUUAUUUAAGAAAUCAAUUUAAAAAAAUCUUUUAUAAUGAAAAAACGAAUCAAAUUACACUAAAUUUUUAAUAAAUAAAUAUUUAAGCAGAGAAUGUCAAUAAUAUACAAUAAUUAGUAAAAAUAUUUUAUUUAAAUUAUCAAAACAACUUUUACAAAAAAAUACAAAUUUUUGCAAAUUUAUUAUUCUCCGACAUACAAUUUUCCAACCAAUAUAUUCAGAUAAAUAAAUUAUUUAUGUAUGUUUGUAUAUUGCAAAUAAAUCGAAUUCCGAAUCUCGAAAUUAAAGAAAAAAUAUAUAUUAUAUAAAAUGAUUAUUAAAUUAUUUUGCUUAUUAAAUAAAUACAUAGAGAGUUAAAUUAUAUUUAUUGCUUAUAAGUUUAUUACAACUAAACUGCCAUUAAAAUGAAAUAAACAAUAGUGAGAAAAAUAACAACAACAACAAGAACAAAAAUCAAAUUCAAGUGCAGCUUUUUUUUAUAAAUUAAACAAUAAUAAUAAUUUGUCUCCCUUUUUAAGUUUAAUAUUUCAUUAUUUUAUUCAGAGAGAUAUAUUAUUUAUUAUUUUUAAGUUAAAAUUUGUCUUUUUGUUUAAGAAACAACAUUCAAUAGUUUUUAAAAUAGUACCUUUAUCAAUUUUAAUUUCACAAAACAAAAACGUAAGAAAUGAUGUUUAAAUAAUGACAACUUAAAUGUAGCUGUCAUUUGUAUUAUUAAGUUAACAAAUAAAUUUGCUAAGACAGAUCAAUGAAACAACAACAAAUAAAUUAAAGUGUACAAAAAUAUAAAGAAAAAUAUA
Messenger RNA from Eupeodes corollae, 2909 nucleotides. It is a transcript of the gene nrv2, whose product is annotated as sodium/potassium-transporting ATPase subunit beta-2. The transcript has 6 exons. Lineage: Eukaryota; Metazoa; Arthropoda; Insecta; Diptera; Syrphidae. The record is from RefSeq and is a predicted model, not a curated record. Gene Ontology annotation, molecular function: ATPase activator activity. Gene Ontology annotation, cellular component: sodium:potassium-exchanging ATPase complex. Gene Ontology annotation, biological process: intracellular sodium ion homeostasis; intracellular potassium ion homeostasis; potassium ion import across plasma membrane. Bases 926 to 1876 code for a protein of 316 amino acids.